Helianthus annuus (common sunflower) is the source of this 788-nucleotide messenger RNA. RefSeq names its product sorting nexin 1. The record is from RefSeq and is a predicted model, not a curated record. Lineage: Eukaryota; Viridiplantae; Streptophyta; Magnoliopsida; Asterales; Asteraceae. The transcript has 6 exons. Gene Ontology annotation, molecular function: phosphatidylinositol binding. The coding region runs from base 1 to 591 and encodes 196 amino acids. Gene Ontology annotation, cellular component: endosome.
AUGGUAAGACACGGAACAACUUGUGUUAUUGCUACAGAAUUGGGGCAAUCGCUAGCAGAUUUCGGUAAGGCAAUUAAGCUUCUCGGUGCAUGUGAAGGAGAUGCUCUUGGGACUGCGUUUUCUGAAGUUGGAGCAAAAUCAGAGAUGCUAUCUAUCAAACUGCAACGAGAAGCCCAACAUCUUUUAAUGAAUUUUGAAGAACCUUUGAAAGACUAUGUGCGUUCUGUGCAAUCAAUCAAGGGUACGAUAGCAGAGAGGGCAAAUGCGUUUAAGCAGCAGUGUGAAUUGGCUGAAACGAUAAAGCUAAAGGAAAUUGAUCUCAACAAAAUGAGGCUAAUUCGAUCUGAGAAGUUGUACGAUGCAGAGCGUGAAUAUGAGGAGCUAAAAGGCAAUAGUCUGGAAGCAACCAGGAGAUUUGAGACGAUUGUACGGUUAAUGAGUGAAGAGAUUGUGCGUUUUCAAGAGCAAAAGACACAAGACAUGGGUCGGGCUUUUCAUGAAUUUGCAAAGGGCCAAGCCCGUUUAGCCAAUGCUAUUGCUGAUGCUUGGCGAAGUCUUCUUCCAAAACUCGAGUCUCUCUCUGUCUCAUAACAUGUUUCAUUUCUCCAGAGUACUCGUUAUGUUUUCGUUUGUUUGUAUCUUAAUACACAACCCGUUUGAAGUUGUAAGUCGUGUAUUUCUGCCUAACAAACAUAAGGAACAUUUUAUUUCUUUAUUUUCCGCCACAUUUUUUUUGAAUUUAUAUUGUUUAUGUUCUAUAUACAUACCAGAAUAAACAUUUGAGUUUA